This is a messenger RNA of Misgurnus anguillicaudatus (oriental weatherfish), 1320 nucleotides long. RefSeq names its product protein C19orf12 homolog. The record is from RefSeq and is a predicted model, not a curated record. Lineage: Eukaryota; Metazoa; Chordata; Actinopteri; Cypriniformes; Cobitidae.
AGUGUAACAUUUCACAGCUAAGUUUGCAAAUGUUAAAUUACGCAAUAAUGAACUAAACGCGGUUCAUCCAUUCAGAAGUGGUCAUAUUUAUGUGAACUUUGUUUGAUCUCAUAGACAUUGUCCUAACAUAUCAAACAAAAACUGAGAAAAGAGCGGAAGUGUGAUGUCAUGGCAAAUCUCUCCAGUGGCAUAUUUUGAUCGUGAACCCGAAAGUAAAGUAGGCUACUGUAACUCCAACAGAAGAAUAAAAAAAGGUUGAGUUACAACAUACCAAAAUGACAAGUAAAAUAGAUGAUGUAAUUGGACUUUGCUGUAAGAUAUCAGAAAACAGGAAGAUAAAAGUAACAGUAGAGAACUCCGCGAAAGGAGCUGCAACAGCCGGAGGAGGAGCUUUUAUUGGGGGCCUGCUUGGAGGCCCAGCCGGUAUAUUUCUUGGUGCGACAGUAGGAGGAGUACUGGGAUGGUGGAUGACCAGCGGUAAAUUCCAACCUCUUCAUCAGAUCAUAAUGGAGCUGCCUCCUGAACAAAAGCAGAAACUUUACUCUGAUGUCAUGGCAGUACUGGGCAAUCUGAACUGGGUUGACCUUGCUCAAUUAAUUGUUCUUGUAAUGGGGAAUUCUUCUAUGCAAAUGCGUGUACUUAGUACUAUACUUACGUAUGCCACAAAAGAUCUCGGAGCCAAAGUACAGUAUGGAGAUUGAAUUAUUGGAAAGUAAAUGUAAUCUGUUUAGAUUAUGCUAAGUAUGACGGUUUACUUCUUAUUUGUCUUUACCAUACAUGUUUAAGAAAACUCAAAGCUCGCAAAGACAAAAGUGCAUUCAUUGAAAACACUUCUGUCAGUCCCUAAACUUGUGUAAGUUCAUCUGUUGUUGCAACAAUUUUCAGUUCAAGAUUAUUCAACAUUAUAUUUCUUCUCUGAAUGAAAAUUAAUUAUAGGUUGAAAUACAGUAUUGUUAUGUUCAGGGGAAUAUUAACUUGAAGUAAGCAUUGUGUAAAUUUACAUAAAAACACAUAUGCAUACUUAUCCCAAAGGGACUGGCAACCAUUCAAAAAAAAAAAAAAAACGAACUAUGCUAGAAACUUAUUCUAAAUUCUAAAUAACUGUAUCUUACCACAAUCGACCAUUUGAUCCAAGUAAAUAGAUUCAAUUUGUGGAUACUUGAGUUCUAAAAUACUGUUUCUGUUUCAUUCAACAACAAAAUAUUGUAGUUAUACAUGUGUGUCUGUUAUGGCACACUGACUAUUAUUUGGUUUUUAAAUGUUCAUUGUAUUUCAUUUAUAUCGUUUUUUUAUUAAAUAGAAUAAAUGUCUCAUAAAAGA